Messenger RNA from Symbiodinium natans, 1995 nucleotides. The record is from the annotation of a GenBank genome assembly. Lineage: Eukaryota; Dinophyceae; Suessiales; Symbiodiniaceae.
AUGGGGAGUGGCGGCUCAACAGGAAAGGGCAGCAAGGCGAAGGACGCACAGCCGUCGGCAUCUGCCCCUCCGCCGGAAGACGCACAGUCCUCUGCAUCUGCCCCUCCGCCGAAGGAGGCACAGUCCUCCGCAUCUGCUCCUCCGCCGGCUGUUGAUGAAGCAGCCUUCAAAAGCUACGAUCCCAUCGCCGAGGCCAAGAGGAAGAACGAUGAGUACCUCAAGAAGGACACGAAGCAGCAGCUCGUGUCCAGGGAGGAGGAGCAGUCUCAGCUGGGCAAGAUCGAGGCUGCAUUCCGCACCAUCGACAAGGACCGUUCUGGGUACCUCGACGACAAGGAGAUCGAAGAAGGGUUGCGCAGCGCGGGGAUUGAGCCCCCGGCAGACAUGGCAACCUUCAUGAAGGAAGCUGACUGCAAUAGCGAUGGGAAGGUUGACCUGAAGGAAUUCAUCCGGAUCGCUGGCAAGCUGCUUGACCCCUCCAUGGGCGGGGCCCUGAACAGCCAGGCCGACUACCGCAAGUGGAUGGAGAUGAUCCACAAGAGCACGGGGUUGCCUCUUCUAUCGAAGGUAGCUGGUACGGUUGCUGCCGACGCCGCACCGCCAACGGAGGCUGACUCGCAGAACGUGUGUACAUUGAUGAACGAAAGGCAGUGGGGUGCCUUGUUCGACCUUUUCCAUCCGAAUGUGCGGGCGGUGUUUCCCAAGCAGGACAUGAUCAACACCAUGGAGUACUUCAUGGCCAGCGGUGCUGUUGCAUCCGUCGCGGGUGCCACCAGCGCGGCUGGUGCUGGCAAGCACAUCCAUUACAACAUCACGCGCAAAACCCUAUGGGACACAUCCGUGACGAAGCUGACGUGGAUCCUCGCCAACGGACAGAUCUAUGGGUUGGACCCCUCUGGCGGGACAACCAAAAAGCCAGCGGAAGAGCCCACAAAGAUGAAGGUUGGGUUGUACUUCGACACCAACGCCAUCGCCAGCGGGCACUGCAAGUGGCAUGCUGAGAUCGGUGAGGGUGAUGAGUACCUCGCCGGCUGGACGAGAUGCAACGCGCCGCACCAAACACACGAAGUUUUCGAGUUCUACCUGAUGCAGGACGGCAAGCGGGUGGAGUUGGAGCAGGUUGAGUUGGAGGAUGAGACAGGCUGUACACCGGCAGCGCACAACAAAGUGCUUGUCACGCGCGCCAAGGGACCGGGCACCAUCAUCCUCGAGCAGAAAUGGGUGCACUUGCACCGUAAGAUCGAGCUUUACAACGAAGGGAAUGCCGGCAAGUACCACGUUGAGAAGGACCUGGAGCCACUGACCGAGAAGCAAAAGCCGGAAUUAUUGGAUGGGUUGAGCGACCCCUCGUGGAAGAGCUUCGUGUCCAAGGGCGACAUGACAUGGAAGAAGGAUGAAGAGAACAUCAUCAUGUUCUGCAAGAGGGUUUGGGCCCACAUCAACGCCAACUUUCGCUACGACUGCUCUCCUGCUUGUUGUGCGCGGUUAACCUACGGCUCCAUUGUGGAUAGCGGGUUCGCCCACUGCAUCCAGCGCUCCCGGAUGAUGGCCGCCAUUCUUCAAGAGAAUGGCAUCGAUGCCCGCUACAAUCUUACCAACGCCCACACGUUCGUCACGGUGCUGGUACCUGGUGUGGGAUGGGUUCCAAUGGAGCCGACCUCGGAACACAUCGACCCAAGCAGUUGCGACACGCCUGAGGCCCUGGUGGCCAUCGGCACACCGGCUCAGGUGUCGCUGGACACGCUCGGCGUGUGGCAGAUGUUGGUAGACGAGGCAAAAGAGAAGCUGACUAGGGUCUUCGACCACAAGGACCCGCUGGAGGGUGAGAUCAGCGACUUCCUGUUGCCCUACUGGCCGGGGAGCUUCGAAAGCUUCAAAAGCUUCGGGCCUAUCACCUUAAAGAGGGAGGGCGUCUUCAAGGACUCAGUAGCUGAGUGGGCACACUUGACACUUUUUCGGGGUACUCUAUACUCUCCUAUAGAACUGAGAGUGUAG